GGAGCAUGCUUGGUCACUGUAACACUGGAGUUCACAUAGAGUAUAAGGAACGAAACUUCACAGCACACUCAUAAAUGCACACAAACGGGCAGGCGGGAAUGAUCUGAGGUACAUAAGGCUGUUGCUUGCGUUCGUGAUCUCUAAUGCGGCCGCAGCGCUUUGCCAGUUAGCCAAUGGUACGAUUAUCUACGUUCAUUUGGUCUCGAACAGGAUGACUAGUGACCAACUUUAUCAAAGCAUGUUACUUGCUUAUACGUCAACUCAACUUUUGUGCCCUCUUGUCUUCUGCUUGGGCCGAGUGGCAUUUCUCCGAAGGGAAUCAACAAGGGCAGCUAACUCGGACAACGACGAGAGCAACAUCGGGCUAAAUAUUCGUUGAGAACAAAUUAAGGCCAACGGCUUUAAUCGGUCUAAGUUCUAGAUUGG
Macroventuria anomochaeta is the source of this 426-nucleotide messenger RNA. RefSeq lists its product as uncharacterized. The transcript is spliced from 3 exons. Bases 212 to 379 code for a protein of 55 amino acids. Lineage: Eukaryota; Fungi; Ascomycota; Dothideomycetes; Pleosporales; Didymellaceae. The record is from RefSeq and is a predicted model, not a curated record.